UUCCCCAACCAAUCACAUACUCAAGCCGUAGUGAGGGCCACAUCUAUAAACAGAGAACGUGUUUAUGUACAUGUGUACUAAAGUAAGACGGGAGUGAAACGCUGUACUUGUUGCCCGGCGCUCCAGACGGUGAAGAAAAGAAGCGGAAAGAUGAAGCUCUUGGCCAUCCUUGCUCUCUGCUCCUUGGCAGUCGUAUGUCUGUCUUCAGAUGCUACCUCCGCUGGCUCCCAGCCUGCCAGUGACAAUCCCGCUCAGGAGGGUGUGUUUGUGGAGAGGGACCAGGCUGCUGCUGUGGUGAGACAGACAAGAGCUGCUGCAGAAUUGUCUUUGGCCCAGCUGGAAAGUCUGAGGGAGGUAUGUGAGGCUGACUUGGGUUGUGAGCACAUGAUGGACACAAGUGGAAUCAUCGCUGCCUACAACGCCUACUAUGGACCGAUCCCCUACUAGACAUUAAGCCACCAUGACCUGUUGCCAUGAGAUGAAUGUCCUUUCAUUGUCAUUGAGUUCAAUGACAGUUGAAAACAAACAUUGUCAGUUUGAUUAUCCAUCUUGUAUAAUUCACAGUGUUGACUCCUCUACAAUUUCUAUCAUUCUGUAGUGUAGUGUGAUAUCAAAUAAAGAUU
Molecule: messenger RNA, 623 nt
Organism: Lampris incognitus (smalleye Pacific opah)
Lineage: Eukaryota; Metazoa; Chordata; Actinopteri; Lampriformes; Lampridae
Product: osteocalcin-like
Exons: 4
Coding region: 151-447 (98 amino acids)
Biological process (GO): response to vitamin K; regulation of cellular response to insulin stimulus; osteoblast differentiation
Cellular component (GO): extracellular region
Molecular function (GO): hydroxyapatite binding; calcium ion binding; structural constituent of bone
Source: RefSeq, a predicted model, not a curated record